UGGACGGACGGGCCAGUCAAAACCCACCGAGGAACUGACGUGUGCCGAUAGCGUGAGUCAGGGACAGCUGGAGAUGGUAAAACUGGGGAUGGCCAGGAGACAACAGCAAGGUGAUGAAUUAUGUGGUUGAUAGGCUGUGUCUGGCGGUGCCUGACGAGGGCGGUGCUGAGCAGCCUGCAGGAACAGCCGCCAGUUCUGCUGCAGCCGGUUCUGGGAAUGGUCCGUGCAGCAAUGGAGGAAGUGUUGCGGCUGGCACAACUGGUGCUUCAGAACAGGGAAAUGCUGGAGACGGUGGAAAUGCACAAGCAAGCACAGCUUCCGCAGGCGCUGCACCAGGGACCAAGCCAAGGCCAAGAGGGCCAUUAGUGGAGAUAAUGUGCAAUGAUCAGGUGGGUGUGCUAAAUGUGCAAUACUUGUUGCGUGAAAAAGCUGCGUGUAGAGAUGAGCUGAAUGCUAUGGGAGGUGGCCGUGUCAGCUCUGGUCAGAGUAGUGGCAAGAGGACGGUUAAUGGUGACCGAUCCGUCUGCAGCCGAGACGUGGGAGAGGGAGUGUAUGACUUGAGCGAGGAUCCGCGGCAGCUGCUGUCUCAAAAGGAUGCAGAGAUUGCUGAGCUUCGAUCCCAGCUUCAGAAGGAAAGGCUGCUGAAGAUCACAUGCCGCCGACUAGGGGAGAAUUUCAAGGAAUGGAAGCAGAAGAACAGAAAGGCCCAUGAGACUCGGAGCAAGGAGAUGAAAAAUGUGCUUGCAACGUUGUCGGAGGUGAGCAAGAACUACAUCGCCAACCUGCAGAAACUCACUCAGCGAGCUGAAAGGACGGUUACUUAUCAUGUGGACGACGAGGAGGACGAGAUCGAGGAGCUGAUAUCGGCAGAGGCGGCACUCGUAAGCGAUUUCGGAGGCGAGGAUGAAGAGUGGGCGGAAUGGAGAAAGAGCAAGCACAGGAGAGGACACAGUUUGGGAGGGGUGGCUGGUAUUCAGACUGAUGAUGUUAUUGCCCAAGAGCUCUUGAAACGGGAGGCGUUCAAUCUUGAGAGGAAGAACAUGCAGCUGGAAAGGGACUUGGACUGCUACAAGAGCAAGAUACGGCACAUGGAAGAUAACAUGGAUAUGGUGUGCAAGGAGAACAUGCAGCUGCACGGCCGCGAUGCACAGCAGAGGUUGGAGUUGGAAGAGGCGCUGAGAAUGAAAAUGGAGGCAGAGCAAAGGGCAGAAGAACUUGCACAGGAACUGGCAAGCCUCAGAGAGGAGAUGAUGGUGCGGAGGACGAUGGAGCAAAGCUGUGCAAGACCAGCUGAGGCUAACGGGGCGCAGAGUCGUCACACUCCUCCGGCUGCCCUGAUUGCGGUAGGGAGUGCGGGUGGCAUGCUUGUUGCUCCUAGAGGAGGAUGGGGAUUGUCGACGCCCAAGGCGGUUGUGAAGGAAAUGAUGUCGCCAGCCCAAACACCAGCGGUGGAGCAUGUGGAAGAGGGAGAACUGCUGUUGCAAGGGGAAGAAGAAGAAGAAGAGGGUUCCUGUGCAUCUGCUGGAGCCGAGAGUCAGCGAGACGAUCAUCGAAGAGCCGCUGCUGGUGGUGUCUUGUCAGGCAAUGAUACAAAUGAUACUCUCUACGACAUCAACCCACUCGAUAUGCUCAACAACGAUGCAACCGUCGAGAUGCAAGGUUUGACCAAUAACGGACCAGGUUCAGGACAGGCUGCUAGUGCGGGAGGAGCGGAAGGGGAGGUGGAGAGUGUCUGGAAGACGGGGGAGAUGGGCCCUGCGAUCUCCCAUCAUGAUCAUGGAGGUAAUUCACAUUCGAUUCCAGCUAGACAGGCUGUUGUUACAAACCAUGACGAUGCUGCAAUGGAUGGAAAGCAACCUCCUCCUUUGAGAGCUGCAACAGGACCGGGCCCCAGCCGUGUGGUGGAUGGUUUAAAUAAAAGGCAUGCUCCUCGUCAUGUCAGGACGGACUCUGCCUUUUCCGCUAUCCACUCACCACUCCCUAUUGCAUCCAUGUUACUUCCCUCGGAUGACAACGAAGAUGGGUGCAGCAAGGGUGCUGCGGAGGAAUGUCAGGACAACUGUGGCUCGGUGGAGAUUCAUGAGCUCGUCGAGUCGGGGACAAGGCAAGCGGAUAUCCCUCGAGGAACAUGCACAACGGCUUUUGUAGAGUGCGGCGAGGUGUGCAGAGAAGGUGUGGCAACGGACAGGAUGGUGGAAGGUGCUACAUCGCCAGGGGAAGUCGAUGCUACUGGUAAUGAGGCAUCACCAGAGGGCGAGGGGCGAACAGAAACCAGCGGGUUUGCAGUGGCAGUGAUGGAUAGCGCGAUUGACGAUGCGGUCGUGGUGAGAAUGGGUGGAGUGGUGGGUGAGCUGGUAUGCGCUGAUGAUGUUGUGCUUGAUUGCAUGGCGGCCCUGGACUCCUGUGAUGUUAAUUAUGAUAUCAGCGGAUUUGGAUCCGUUGAGGUACGCAAUUCGUACGAGAAGUAUCUCACAGGUGGUCGGGGAGCAAGCCCUCGAUGUCUCAUUAUCAAUGCUGCUGCAGAUCCCGUUUCGGAGAGCUCUGGCGGUUGUGGCUCCGGAUCCCCCAGUCGGGGAAGAGCUGAGAGAAGAAAUGGGUUGAAGACGAGCCGAUCUCUUUGGUGUCCUGCGAGCUGUCUUCCUGAGGAUUGCUAUGCUGGUGCCUCCGUUGAAGAGGGUGACGUGACGUAUCCCCGCCCGAUCAUUUGCUAUGGUGAGCAGUCGGAAGAAGACGGUCUGCAUGAGGAUGAUGCAAGGGUAUUUCCCCCAACAGUUUGCGACUCUGUGCAAGGGAGGUGGCAUUCGCACAGAGAAGACUGCACGACCAACAGUGAUGGCAGAGCCUCUACCGCAAGCACUUUGGUGGAGAUUUUAGUCAGUCCAAGAGAAGGGAAACUGCUUGCCACUGGUAGUGCUGUGGGAGCACGGACCUGCAGAGAUGCCCCCAGGAAAGGCGAGAACAGUUUGUGGAGGCCCGCCCACCUCUCCUCGGGGGGCGCCGAUGAUUCAAGAGAGAUCAAUGAAGCGAGAGACCGAAGGAUCUACAGCACAACUCAACACAACCCUUCGUCUUUGUGGGUGGGAAACAUGCCAGGUGUGAGUUCAGUCCGGGUUGAUUCGCUUGCGGGCAUAGACCUUGCCGACAUGUCCGUGGGAGCUGCAAGCAGCGGGUUGUCCAUGCUUCCUCAGAGAGUGGAGCGUCUUGGGGAUUGUGAAAUGGACGCAGGUGCGGGGUCAGUGGUCAGGGAGGGGAAGCAUAGCGAGGCUUUCUGGAGAGGACAUGCCGAAUGCUCGGCGGCAGGGCGAAAUCGGGACAAAAUGGAUCUGCUCUGCCGUUGUAGCAGCUUGGCGGACAGCCAGCGCUCACCGGAAUGGAACGCCGAACAGGAAAGCAUGCACUGGACAUCCGACUUUCCGGAAGCAGCCUGCUGUCAGGGCGAAGACGACAGGCGGUUUACUUCUCUUACCGUGUCGGUGUCGGAUUCUGUCCUUAUGCAGAGUCUGGGGGAGGAUGACGAUGGUGCAAGUAACGAUGGGGAAGUGUUGAUCGGAGAGAGUUUAUCGGGAGCAAUUCCUGGAGACGAGGGUUCUCCGGGCCGGGAAAGACAGAAGGGAAGGGAAAGGGAACCGCUUUGUCCGUCGGAUCCGCCAUCCAAUGGGUCGUCUCUUGAUCGGCUUGUAGAUGAGCUGUUGGCAAAUGGCCACAUAGGUGGGGCGGAUGAUGUGAAUCCUUCUCCCGUUUGCCGCAAAGAGGACGGAGAGCAGCAAUGCAGUAAUGACGCAGCAUGGGAACGAACGAAGGUCGAAUCUUAUCCUUGCAGGCAAUCUGAGGAGUACCGGGAUCAUGGUGAUGAAGUGUGCAUGGAUGGCGAAGGAUCUACAAUAUCCGAGGAGGAGAGGGAUGGGGAGGGGCAGUAUGAGGAGGUUGAGACUAAGGCAGCAGGCGAGGAGGAUACGGAGCUGUUACCUAAGCAGGGAAACAGUGGAGAUUGUCUCGGCAGCACUAGUGGUGGCGGUAAGGUGUCAGCUUGUCCUGGAAGGACUGCUGGAACAAGUGGAACAGUGAACGCAUUACUAUCAGCAGGAGGAAUGAGUGGGUAUGGCUGGCCGCUGUCAUCAGACAGAAUGGAUUGUUUUGCGAGGCAGCGGCUUGUGCUUGGCCAAGUAGAGGCCGCUGUGGAAGAAGAGGAGAUGAAUAAGGUUUAUGUACUGCUGAAAAAGAAUAGGUGGAAAGAAGGACAGGAGGGUGCGGAUGGAGCGGUGAAGAUCGUCGGAUCGUCUUCGAGUGGUGGAAGCAGCACUGAUGAAAGUGCGGCUGCUGUUGUUGCUGCCGCCCGUGCUGCGGAGUUGCAUCUCAAUGCAGACGGACAAGUUGCCCCCGUUCACUUUGAGGAUGGCUUGGACUCUGCCAGCACCAUCACUGAAGAAGACACUAGGAGCAUCAAGGAGAGCGAUAUAUCCUUGGACGACAGCCAUGAUGAGCAUGAUGCUGAGGGUCUGGGUUGUCACACACGAUCAGGGGUAGGUUCCAGAGUGGCUGGGAGAGCCUCUGUCUUGUGCAGGAAGGAAUGGGGAGCGGGCGGAGGUGGCUUGCGAGGGAGAGGAGUUAAUGACCUCCCAAAGAAGCCGGCAAGGAGGAUUGUCGGGUCGUUGGCAAACGGCUGCCUUCCUCUUGGUCCGAAGUCCAAGAUUGGGGCAACACUUGAUGCCAGUCAUCAUGAAGAAGCCAGCCCUCUGGAACGGGUGAAAUCAGGGAUAGGUAAGGGCGUUGGUUCGGUGGGCCACCAGGCGGGAAGGUCGGUUUGCGGCAAGAAGGGUGGGAGUGGGUGCUCUUCUGUCGGCCAUCCCUCGACGAAGUCGGAUAGAAGUUGCAUAAGAAGAGGGUAUGGAGGUCCACCGAGGACGGACGAGAGGAAAGGUGUAGGAGCUGCGGGCAGGGCGAAACUGCCAUUUGACCAAGUGCAUAAAGUAGAGGGUACCGAGAAGAGGGGAAGGGGUGAUGCCAAGCCUCUGCUAGGAGUGGGACGACCCAAGCGAAGUCUUGUCGAGAGAAUCUAAGUCGUAAAUGAACGCAAGAUGUGUUU
This is a messenger RNA of Chara braunii, 5083 nucleotides long. The record is from the annotation of a GenBank genome assembly. Lineage: Eukaryota; Viridiplantae; Streptophyta; Charophyceae; Charales; Characeae.